Messenger RNA from Quercus robur (English oak), 972 nucleotides. RefSeq names its product protein EXORDIUM-like. The record is from RefSeq and is a predicted model, not a curated record. Lineage: Eukaryota; Viridiplantae; Streptophyta; Magnoliopsida; Fagales; Fagaceae. The transcript has 2 exons. The coding region runs from base 1 to 972 and encodes 323 amino acids.
AUGUCACAGGCCAUGAUGGAAAGAAGAUUAGCAAAAAUAAAAAUGGCGUCUUCUUUCCCAAUAAGUCGCCCUCUUGCUCUCGCCUUUAUCCUACUGCUCGUCCUCCCUCUCGCCCUCGAAGCCAAGCUCCACGCCAAACCUGUCUUGACCUACCACCGGGGCCCUAUCAUCACCGGAAGGCUCAACCUUUCCCUCCUAUGGUAUGGUCAAUUCGGCCGUUCUCAAAAGAAUGCUAUCAGGACCUUCAUCAAAUCAUUAAACUACAAUGGUCGUGCAAACUUUCAGCCUCAGGUAUCAACCUGGUGGGAAAUGGUUGGGAGCUACCAAUCUAUGGCUAUGAAGCAUUCAAGGAAAACCCCAAGAAUCCAAGUGAAUGUUGUGAAGCAAAUUACCGAUAACUCAUACUCUCUGGGGAAGGUCGUGACCAAAGACUUUAUUAAGACUCUGGUCCAGAAGGCAACUGCUGGAAAUCGUAACACUGUUGCUGUUAUCUUCACAUCUAGGCAAGUCACAGCGUCUGAUUUGUGCUCGGGACAAUGCUUUGAGCAUGGAGUUAUUGGUAAGCAACCAUACAUCUUGGUGGGUAAUCCAGAAACCGAGUGUCCAGGUACUUGUGCCUGGCCAUUCCACAGGUCUGACUCCGGGCUACAAGCUGUAACAUUGCAACCACCAAAUGGUAACAUUGGUGCUGAUGCUAUGGUGAUUCAUUUUGCCUCAGGCUUGGCUUCUACCGUGACCAACCCAUUCAAGACUGGGUAUUACCAACCCGGCCGCAGAAAUGAUGUGUUGACUGAGGCUACUACGGCUUGUCCUGGUAUUUUUGGAAGCGGGGCAUUGCCCGGGUACACUGGAAAGGUACGAGUGGACCCGGUCACUGGUGGAGGCUUCAAUGCUCAUGGUUAUAAGGGUAGGAAAUUCAUGUUACCUGCUAUAUGGAACCCAAAAACAUCAUCAUGCUGGACUCUCUUGUAG